AUGUCUCUUUCCAAAUAUUUCAAUCCAAUUCCUGACGCUUCGGUCACUUUUGAUGGAGCCACCGUUCAAUUAGAGGACUCUCUCGGCACUGUUCAAAACGAUGGAGAGUCCAUAUCGGAAUCCAAAAACGUAGAUCAUUUAGAAAUUUGCGACAUCACUUUUCGUGCGAAUGAAGGUGAAGUCAUCUUAGUAUUGGGGAACCCAACAUCAGCGCUCUUCAAAGGUUUAUUCCAUGGUCACAAACAUCUGAAGUACUCACCUGAGGGGUCUAUUAGAUUCAAAGACAAUGAAUACAAGCAGUUUGCUGCCAAAUGUCCUCAUCAGAUCAUUUAUAACAACGAACAAGAUAUCCACUUCCCAUAUCUGACGGUGGAGCAAACCAUUGAUUUUGCAUUAAGUUGUAAAUUUCGUAUUCCUAAGCAGGAGCGUAUUGAAAUGAGAAACGUGUUACUAAAAGAAUUCGGGUUGUCGCACGUAAGGAAGACAUAUGUCGGGAAUGACUACGUUCGUGGUGUUUCUGGCGGUGAAAGAAAACGUAUCUCUAUCAUUGAAACCUUUAUCGCUAAUGGUUCUGUGUACCUAUGGGACAACUCGACAAAAGGCUUAGAUUCUGCCACCGCGUUGGAAUUUCUUUCCAUCACGCAGAAGAUGGCGAAAGCCACAAGAUCGGUGAAUUUUGUCAAAAUUUCUCAAGCUAGUGACAAAAUUGUUAGCAAAUUUGACAAGAUCCUUAUGCUUAGUGAUUCAUUCCAGGUAUUUUAUGGAACCAUAGACGAAUGUUUGAGCCAUUUCCAUGAUACUUUGCAGAUAAAGAAAAACCCUAACGAUUGCAUUAUCGAAUAUUUAACAUCAAUCUUGAAUUUCAAAUUCAAGGAAACGAAAAAUUCCAUUAUCGGUCUUGAUACACCAUCUGUUGUCUCAGCAGAAAAUCGAGCGUUGAACAUUAAUAAUGAAACAGAUUUGCAUACACUAUGGGUUCAAUCUCCAUACUAUAAAAACUGGAAGACAAAAACUUCAAAAACAAUACAAGAAUGCACUAGAAAGGAUGUCAAUCCAGAUGACAUUUCUCCCAUUUUUAGCAUUCCAUUAGUAGCGCAACUAAAAACGUGUACUGUAAGAGCGUUUCAAAGAAUCAUUGGUGACAAAAAUUACUUGAUCUCUCAAUUGAUUUCUGUUAUAGUACAGUCCUUGGUGAUUGGGUCUCUUUUUUAUAAUAUUCCACUAACAACAAUUGGGUCAUUUUCAAGAGGAUCUUUAACUUUUUUUUCCAUCCUGUUCUUUACAUUCCUUUCUUUGGCUGACAUGCCUGCUUCCUUUCAGAGGCUUCCCGUUGUCCGUAAGCACGUCCAACUUCAUUUUUAUUAUAAUUGGGUGGAAACGUUAGCGACAAACUUUUUUGACUGCUGCUCUAAAUUUAUACUCGUGGUUGUUUUCACCAUCAUACUUUACUUUUUAGCUCACUUGCAAUACAAUGCCGCUAGGUUUUUCAUCUUUUUGCUAUUCCUUUCUGUCUACAACUUUUGCAUGGUGUCACUAUUUGCCUUGACCGCUUUGAUCGCUCCGACUUUAUCAAUGGCAAACCUUUUAGCCGGAAUUUUACUGCUAGCCAUUGCCAUGUAUGCGUCUUAUGUUAUUUACAUGAAAGAUAUGCACCCAUGGUUUAUCUGGAUUGCAUACUUGAAUCCUGCUAUGUUUGCAAUGGAAGCUAUACUAAGCAACGAAUUGUUCAACCUAAAGCUAGACUGUCACGAAAGCAUUAUUCCUAGAGGUGAAUAUUAUGACAACAUAUCAUUUAGUCAUAAAGCUUGUGCUUGGCAAGGUGCUACCCUAGGUAACAAUUACGUAAGAGGCCAUGAUUAUCUAAAAAGUGGGCUAAAGUACAGUUACAACCACGUAUGGAGAAAUUUCGGCAUUAUUAUCGGGUUUCUGUGUUUCUUUCUAUUCUGUUCUUUGCUAGCCGCCGAAUAUAUUACACCUCUCUUCACGAGAGAAAACUUGUUACGUUGGAAUUGCUAUCUUAAAAGAUAUUGUCCCUAUAUAAGUAGCAGGAAUAAAAAAGGAAAUUACAAUGCUAAAAAUACUGGAAUAAGAAUUCCUAAGUCCCCAGUAGCAAAUUUUUCCACUUCAUCCUCAUCUAUACCAUCCGUCUCUCAUCAGUACGACACUGAUUACAAUAUCAAGCAUCCUGAUGAUGAAAAUGUUAAUAACCACGCUAAGGAAUCCGUAGCUAUGGAAACACAUAAGCACGUCAUUUCUUGGAAAAAUAUCAAUUAUACCAUUGGAGACAAAAAAUUAAUUAGCGACGCUUCCGGUUAUAUAAGUUCUGGGUUAACUGCCUUAAUGGGCGAGUCUGGUGCUGGUAAAACGACUUUGUUAAAUGUUUUAUCUCAAAGAACUGAAAGUGGUGUUGUAACUGGUGAAUUAUUAAUCGAUGGCCGACCAUUAACAGAUAUUGAUGCUUUCAGAAGAAGUAUCGGGUUCGUUCAGCAGCAAGAUGUACACUUAGAGCUUUUAACUGUAAAAGAGUCUUUGGAAAUUUCCUGCGUUCUAAGAGGUGAUGGUGACAAAGAGUAUUUAGGGGUUGUUAGUAACCUAUUAAAAUUACCUUCGGGAAAACUUGUUACCGAUUUAUCUCCAACUCAAAGAAAAUUAUUAUCUAUCGGUGUUGAACUGGUUACUAAACCUUCUCUGUUAUUAUUUCUAGAUGAACCUACUUCAGGAUUAGAUGCUGAAGCAGCUUUGACUAUUGUUCAAUUCUUGAAAAAACUUUCAAUGCAAGGGCAGGCAAUAUUAUGUACUAUUCACCAACCUAGCAAAAGUGUUAUCAGCUAUUUUGACAACAUCUACUUACUAAAAAGAGGGGGUGAAUGUGUCUAUUUUGGUUCAUUAACAGAUGCCUGUGACUACUUUGUAGCUCACGAUGAAUGCUUAACUUUUGAUAAAGAAAUGGAUAAUCCAGCCGAUUUUAUUAUUGACGUUGUUGGUAGUGGGAGUACCAAUAUAGAAAUCGAUGAUGUAGAAAAGUCAACCUCCAGUAAAUUCGACGAGCAGACAUCCUGUCAAAGACAGGCAAGUUCUUCAACCAACUGGGCUGCACUUUGGGAAUCCUCUUAUGAGAAGGUGAGAAUUGCCGAUAAUUUAAGUUUAUUGGAAGAAGAAGCCAGAAACUCUGGUGUUGAUUUCACUACAUCCGUAUGGAGUCCACCCUCAUAUAUGGAACAGAUAAAAUUAAUUACCAGAAGACAAUAUAUUUGUACUAGAAGGGACAUGGCUUACGUUUUCGCCAAAUAUGCUCUAAAUGCUGGCGCUGGACUAUUCAUUGGGUUCUCCUUUUGGAGAACAAAGCAUAAUAUAAGCGGUUUGCAAGAUGCUAUUUUCUUAUGUUUCAUGAUGCUUUGUGUUUCCUCCCCUUUAAUCAAUCAGGUACAAGAUAAAGCUUUACAAUCUAAGGAAGUCUAUAUUGCUAGGGAGGCAAGAUCUAAUACUUAUCAUUGGACUGUCCUUUUGAUUGCUCAGACUAUUGUCGAAUUGCCAUUGGCAAUCUCUAGCUCCACGUUAUUUUUUCUGUGUUGCUACUUCUGUUGUGGUUUUGAAUCUUCUGCUCGAGUAGCUGGCGUCUUUUACUUGAAUUAUAUUUUGUUUGCCAUGUAUUAUUUAUCAUUUGGACUAUGGCUUCUAUAUUCUGCACCCGAUUUACAAACUGCUGCUGUCUUUGUUGCGUUCUUAUAUAGUUUUACAGCUUCCUUUUGUGGUGUCAUGCAGCCUUACUCGUUAUUUCCAAGAUUUUGGACAUUCAUGUACAGAGUCUCACCGUACACAUAUUUCAUUGAGACCUUCGUUAGCUUACUUCUUCAUGAUAGAAAAGUAAACUGCUUAACAAGUGAAAUGGUGCCAAGCCAACCUUUAACAGGUCAAAAUUGUGGUCAAUUUAUGAAGCCCUUUAUUGACGAGUUUGGUGGGAAACUAUACAUCAACAAUACAUUUACUGUCUGCGCGUAUUGCAUGUAUACUGUCGGGGAUGAUUUUCUGGCUCAAGAAAAUAUGAGUUAUCAUCAUAGAUGGAGAAAUUUUGGUUUGGAAUGGGUUUUCAUCUGCUUUAACCUUGCUGCCAUGUUUGUGGGCUUCUACUUAACCUACAUUAAAAAAAUCUGGCCUUCUGUGAUUAGCGGCAUCAAAAAGUGUAUUCCAUCCAUGAGAAAAUCCAAAAAUACAGAUAAAGCAAGUCUGUAG
Saccharomyces mikatae IFO 1815 is the source of this 4230-nucleotide messenger RNA. RefSeq names its product ATP-binding cassette multidrug transporter PDR11 (gene PDR11). Lineage: Eukaryota; Fungi; Ascomycota; Saccharomycetes; Saccharomycetales; Saccharomycetaceae. Gene Ontology annotation, biological process: transmembrane transport. Gene Ontology annotation, cellular component: membrane. Gene Ontology annotation, molecular function: ATP hydrolysis activity; ABC-type transporter activity; ATP binding. The transcript has a single exon. The record is from RefSeq and is a predicted model, not a curated record. The coding region runs from base 1 to 4230 and encodes 1409 amino acids.